Messenger RNA from Ilex paraguariensis (yerba mate), 1213 nucleotides. The record is from the annotation of a GenBank genome assembly. Lineage: Eukaryota; Viridiplantae; Streptophyta; Magnoliopsida; Aquifoliales; Aquifoliaceae.
AAACCUUAGGGGGGGUGGUGGUGCAUGUGGACCAUUGCUCUCUAUAAAACAUUGCCCUCCAUAAACACUUAGAAGAAAAUAGCAAAUAUCCAGUACCCACAAACCAGAAUUACAGGGACAGGAGGCACUCCCAUGGAUGAAUCAACAUUGGAGCUUGAGUUGCCAGGUUUUCGGUUUCACCCCACUGAAGAAGAGCUUCUUGAAUUCUAUCUGAAAAAUAUGGUUUUUGGCAAAAAAUGGCGCUCUGAUAUAAUUGGUUUUCUGAACAUUUACCAUCAUGAUCCUUGGGACUUGCCAGGGCUGGCAAAGAUUGGCGAGAGAGAAUGGUACUUCUUUGUGCCUAGGGACCGGAAGCAUGGCAGUGGAGGAAGGCCUAAUAGGACAACUGAGAAUGGAUUCUGGAAGGCAACUGGUUCAGACCGUAAGAUACUGAGUUUAUCGGACCCCAAGAGGAUGAUAGGGUUGAAGAAGACUCUCGUUUUUUAUGAGGGCAGAGCACCACGAGGCUGUAAAACUGAUUGGGUCAUGAAUGAGUACCGCUUACCUGAUACAUGCCCCUCACCCAAGGACACAGUGUUGUGUAAGAUAUAUAGAAAGGCAACCUCCUUGAAGGUGUUGGAGCAGAGGGCAGCAAUGGAAGAGGAAAUGAAGACAAUUCAAGCACCUCCUCCUGCAUCUCCAAUAAUGGGCACCAUGUCGUUUUGCAAUCGACAUGAAGAUUUUAUGGUUUUCAAGAAGGAAGAUGAAGAGCUACUACAAUUAGAGGAGAGAAAGAACGGUGGAACAGAGGAAAAUGUAGGAAAGACUUGCUCAACUCUGCAGUUGCCCAUGGGGAUAGAAAAGUUGACAGAGGUCCAAGUACCCAAAUUCAGCAUGGACUGGACCCAGGACCCUUUUUGGACACAGUUACGUAGCCCUUGGCUGGACAAUUGCAACCCUUAUGCCAAUGUACUAAAUUUCUAAAAGUUAUAUGAUGCUUGAGAGCAAUCAAACUUUAGAAUUGCAGAUACAGAACUUGUAGCCAUUUGUAUUUUCCCUUUGAAUGGAAGGUCUGGAAUGCAUUCACAACGGUCAUUGGGUUAUGAAACGGAACAGAAAAGAUUAGACUCAACCAUAGAGUGACGGCAAGAUCUUGAUUUUGUUGUAAAAACUAAUAAUACUUGAGAGUGUUUGUUCAAAUAUCAUUCUCAUUCCCAAGCACAACUCAAAACCC